AAAUCUGACGCUGAUAUUUUAAAUGUCUUUGUCGCGAAAGAGCGAAAGGUAUUGUGUGAUUGUUGUUUGCAGACAGUUGCUAAUUUGACAGUGGCACAGUGUUAGGCUACUAUGCACAAAAUCUACUUGGAUAGUUUCGUGGAGAUAGCUUAAUCUGCCGGCAUGUUGAAAUAGGUUUUUAACCUGAAUUUAACGGACGUUCUUGAGCUGCAGCUUGCACGAUUUUAUUUUAUUUGCUGAGGCUACGUUAUAUCUUUAAUACAUGAACAAUGUUAGACGGGGACACUAUUCAGUUUCAAUGUUGUGUCACUAUACAGCGCCUUAACUCAUCCGGUCUGGCUGCAACAAGUCAAUCUCUUCGACGUGCCUCAAUAAGUUUGGAACGAAACGAAUUUCAAGAAAUUGUUCUACGACUGCAUGAUGGCAGAGCUCAUCGGAACUUCACACUUCAUGACAUGCAACUGUUCACACGUUUUUCAAAGGAUGGCAAGUGUACCGUGAAAAUUCUACCUGACAACAUCCAGAUUUUAAUAUCAGACUGCCCUCCAGAUCAACUACACAUUUUUCUCAGGACUUUGAGGAUCAAACAUCUAGCAUGGAAGUCAAACAAGCCUUUAAGUGAACGGGACAAAUUUCUCGCUGGACUUCCACGGAGUUUUGCCGCAAUCAGUCCUCUCCAGCAAAAGGAUGUAGAGAGAGCUCGUAAAGUUCACAGUUCCAGUGACCAGCAGCUCACCGGGCACCCUGAGAGAAACAGCAGUGCGACGAAUGGACGUCUACAAGUUAAAAGACCAAGAGCAGACCACGAUGAUAGUAUGAAUAUAUCUCUACAUCCAAGGAAAAAGCCAAUUAUUGCUUUAUCCUCUGGACGAAAACUCAGCAAAGAGCAGUCGGCUGUCUUGAAUGCAGUCCUCAGUGGAAAGAAUGUAUUCUUCACCGGGAGUGCUGGUACAGGAAAGUCUUUCCUGUUGAAGAGGAUUAUAGGAUCCCUUCCUCCCAAAAGCACUUAUGCCACUGCAAGCACAGGUGUAGCGGCAUGUCAUAUUGGGGGAACAACUUUACACAACUUUGCAGGUAUUGGGUCUGGAUCAGGUUCUCUGGAGAGCUGUCUGGAGUUGGCUCAGAGGCCUGGUGUUGUACAGAACUGGCUCAGCUGCAGACAUCUUAUCAUUGAUGAAAUAUCCAUGGUUGACGCCCACCUCUUUGACAAGUUGGAGGCAAUUGCUAGGUCCAUCAGACGGUCCACAGAACCAUUUGGUGGUAUCCAGUUAAUUGUGUGUGGAGACUUCUUUCAGCUACCACCUGUAGGUAAAGGAAAAGACAAACCAAGCUUUUGCUUCCAGUCAAGAAGCUGGAAGAAGUGCAUUCAGCUGAAUAUGGAGUUAAAAGAGGUGCGCAGGCAGACGGACCAAGCCUUUAUCUCUCUGUUGCAGGCUGUACGAGUGGGCAGAGUCACCACAGAAAUCACUAGCAAGCUCAUAAGGAGUGCUAACCACAGCAUUGAGAGAGAUGGUAUCUUAGCAACCAGGCUUUGCACACAUAAAGAUGAUGUGGAACUUACUAAUGAGAACAAACUUCAGCAAUUACCAGGUAUUCUUCAUCAAUUUGAGGCUGUGGAUAACAACCCCAAACUGCUCAGGACUCUUGACACCCAAAGUCAAAUUGGAAAUCUACUACAGUUAAAAGUAGGAGCACAGGUCAUGCUGACAAAGAAUUUGGAUGUUCAGAGAGGUCUUGUCAAUGGAGCUAGAGGGGUUGUGUUGGACUUUCAGCCUGGUAAUCAAGGUCUUCCACGUGUCCAUUUCCUUUGUGGAGUCACAGAAGUGAUUAGACGGGAGCGAUGGGUGCUCAAGGCCAGUGGAGGCCACUUUAUAACUAGACUGCAACUUCCACUUAAAUUAGCCUGGGCCAUCUCCAUUCACAAAAGUCAAGGCAUGACUUUGGACUGUGUUGAAAUUUCCCUGGCACGAGUGUUUGAAAGUGGUCAAGCAUAUGUUGCCCUUUCUCGUGCACGAAGCCUAGAGGGGUUGCGGGUGCUUGACUUCAAUUCACAUGUUGUGAAGGCCAACCAAGAUGUCGUGGCGUUUUACAAUAAAAUGAGAAAAGAGAGGCUGAUUUGGCAGUCUUCCAUGGAUGAGUUUUUGGGUCCAUAACAAGCCAAAGGACAGGAUGGACUCAAGUUGUUUCUUUUUAUUAUUAUUAUUCAUUUUUAUUUUUUAUAGACACUUACAGUUUUACAUCCACAUGGAUCUGGAGCUUUUAAUAAAAAUGUUUUGCUGUACAAUUUCAGCCUGUUCUUUUUAUCUCUUAAAAAACAGUGUGAAUGGUUAUGAUACGGGUGGUCAGUCAUCCAUAAAAGAUGUAUACAUCCUCAAAGCCACACCAAGAAGUCUAUCUAAGCACAAAUUUAAUUUCUGGUGUAAGUGACAUCGCACUGCCACUCUCUGUAGAUGGUCAUGCUUUUCAUGUAUGGCAUUCUGAAAACAUCUCAAUACUUUUUUUCUUCAGGACUAUGCAGUCGGAAUUGUUUGAUGAUUCAAAAUCCAAAGACAGUCCAAAGCACAGUAGGCGGUCAGUUUAUGAAC
Messenger RNA from Sardina pilchardus (European sardine), 2585 nucleotides. RefSeq names its product PIF1 5'-to-3' DNA helicase homolog (S. cerevisiae) (gene pif1). Gene Ontology annotation, biological process: telomere maintenance; DNA repair. The transcript has 12 exons. Gene Ontology annotation, molecular function: DNA helicase activity; ATP hydrolysis activity. Bases 270 to 2153 code for a protein of 627 amino acids. The record is from RefSeq and is a predicted model, not a curated record. NCBI's taxonomy places the organism in Eukaryota, Metazoa, Chordata, Actinopteri, Clupeiformes, Clupeidae.